CUUCCUGGUCCCUCCCCUGCAGAUCUACAGCUGUGUGGAUGGGUCUAACCAACAUGGCGCUGCACACACACAGCUGACAGGCUCCACUCGCUGCACACACACAUGCUUUGAGAUCGCAGCUCAAACUAGUUUCACUUCUCAGGAAGUGAGACUCACACAGUCGCUGGCAGUGAAGGAGAAAUGGCGCAGAAAGGAGUUCAGCUGGACCGCGAAACCUUCUCUUGUUCCAUCUGUCUGGAUCUACUGAAGGAUCCGGUGACGACUCCCUGUGGACACAGCUACUGCAAGAACUGUAUUCAAAGCUUCUGGGAUGGAGAGGACGAGAAGAGAAGCCACAGCUGCCCUCAGUGCAGGCAGACCUUCACACCGAGGCCUGUCCUGCUGAAGAACACCAUUAUAGCAGCUGUAGUGGAGGAGCUGAAGAAGACUGGACUCCAAGCUGCUCCUGCUGAUCACUGCUAUGCUGGACCUGAAGAUGUGGGAUGUGAUGUCUGCACUGGGAGAAAACUGAAAGCCUUCAAGUCCUGUGUGCAGUGUGUGGCCUCUUACUGUGAGAAACACCUCCAGCCUCAUUAUGAUGUGGCUCCAUUAAAGAAACACAAGCUGGUGGAGCCCUCCCAGAAGCUCCAGGAGAACAUGUGCUCUCGUCACGAUGAGGUGAUGAAGAUGUUCUGCCGUACUGAUCAGCAGUGUAUCUGUUAUCUCUGCUCUCUGGAGGAACAUAAAGGCCACGACACAGUCUCAGCUGCAGCAGAAAGGACUGAGAGGCAGAGAGAG
Messenger RNA from Cottoperca gobio, 777 nucleotides. Its product is annotated as E3 ubiquitin/ISG15 ligase TRIM25-like. Gene Ontology annotation, molecular function: zinc ion binding. The transcript is spliced from 2 exons. The annotation marks the transcript as partial. The record is from RefSeq and is a predicted model, not a curated record. NCBI's taxonomy places the organism in Eukaryota, Metazoa, Chordata, Actinopteri, Perciformes, Bovichtidae.